This is a messenger RNA of Gadus macrocephalus (Pacific cod), 5267 nucleotides long. RefSeq names its product oxysterol binding protein-like 9 (gene osbpl9). Gene Ontology annotation, cellular component: cytosol; membrane; intracellular membrane-bounded organelle. The record is from RefSeq and is a predicted model, not a curated record. Gene Ontology annotation, molecular function: sterol binding. The coding region runs from base 1662 to 3587 and encodes 641 amino acids. The transcript has 21 exons. NCBI's taxonomy places the organism in Eukaryota, Metazoa, Chordata, Actinopteri, Gadiformes, Gadidae.
UCCAAAGGCUAGAGGAACCGAUGACUCGUGUAGGGUUUUCCGCCUCUAGUUCUCUCAGAUCAUCGGGGUCCUUCCCUCGGUUGUGUUAUGCAAACUACUGCUAGUUGUGUACAGACUAUGCAAACACGGGGAUCUUGAUGGAAGCCAAAGGCAUACAAACAAUAAGCCCAGCAGGUUUUCUUAAAGUGGAUGUUCUGCUUUAAGAUGCCUCGUCUCAUCAUGCAUAACUAUUGGGAACUGGAGUACCUGUCUCUAUCGUGCGCCCGGGUCCUCACCCUUAGCUGCGCUCCAUCACGUGUUUGCUAUCGCCCAGGUCCUUUUUGUAUGGCUCAUUGUUCCUGAGCGAGUUUGUAGUUCUGCUGGCAUGGAGUUGUUCCUGGUCGAAGGGAGUUGUUCCUCGGGUCGGCAUGUGGCUCAGGAGGUAGAGCGUGGUCAUUUGUAACCGGAAGGUUGCUAGUUCAAACCCCGGCUCCACCGAGUGUCCCUGAGCAAGACACCUAACCCUAACUGCUCACGACGAGCUGGCUGUCGUCUUGCAUGGUUGACCCCGCCGUCGGUGUGUGAAUGGUAGGCAAUAUUGUAAAGCGCUUUUUGAGUGGCGACUGGUUAGGAAAGCGCUGUGUAAAUGCUGUCCGUUUACCAUGAAGAGGUUUGAAGAAACUUGACCACCGCGAACAGGAGCCGCGAGUGUAUGUAUAUUAUGCUGGUCAGCCUCUGCAACACUGUGGCUCGAAACGCUUGUAACGGCUUUUCCAGGGAGACUCCUUCAGCUUCAUUUAUUUCAUCCCAUCUUAACUACUGGAAAUGAACCAUUACUAAAAACUUGGCUUAACUACGCUUUUAGUUAUUUUAUUAUCUUGAGGAUUGUCAUUAUCACUAGUGAGGCUCUGUGAUUCAUUGCUCAUUCAUUGAGGUCUCUGUCAUUACUAUCAUACGAUUAUUAUUUUGGAUCUUAAUGUUCUGCUACUUGGUGAGGGCUCUGGGUUUUUUUUUACGCAGCUGUCCUACUUUGUAAAGAGAAAAUCCCGCGGACAGACUGCAUGUGCCUUCUUGCUUGUAAUUAUACAAACAGACGCACACAAACACGUACACUCAUGAUUCUGUCACCGUCCAUCUGACCCAAACCGUACCCAAUCAGAGCCUGUCCUACUUCGUGAGCCACAUCUGCCUGCUUUGGCUCAGCCAACCACAGCAGUCGUUGAAGCUUGUCCUGCCCAGCACUAGCUACCACUUUGUUUUUUUCUCUCCAUUUUAUGUCUGCUUGAGAGGGUGUGUGUGUGUUUCCUCUGAGGGGGAGGGUCUUGGAUUAACUUGACUGUCUGCCCUCAUAGCAGUGCUCAGCUGAAGCCACCGCCGUGGCUCCUAAGACCGACUAGCUAGCCGGCCAGCUGGCUUCACUGGAGCCUUCGCUUCUAUCACGACCGCGGAGGAAAAAAAGACACGAGCGGUUGUUGUUUUUAGCGUCUUUUAUUUUGCCUUCCUGUGGGGAGGGAGAGGGAGAGAGAGGGAGGGGGAGGUGGCAGGGAGUAGGGUGUUGUUGUCAAAGGGAGGAGGGGAGGACCGGCCACAAAGUAGGCAGAGACAAAAGAGCAAAGAGUCCCGUCUGGAGGCCGGGCCCUCGGCCCACGGGGGACACCCAGGCACACGGGGCUGGAUGAGGCAUGUCUAUUGGAGCAAGACACCCAGAGGCAGAGACGGGCUUGAUUCCAAGUGUCCAAGACUUUGACAAAAAGCUUGCAGAGGCCGACGCGUACCUGCAGAUACUCAUCGACCAGUUAAAGCUCUUUGAUGAGAAGAUCAAGGAGUGUAAAGAAGAUGAAUCACGCAGAAAAAUUGAAAGUUUGAAGGAGACUACUUGUAGUAUGGUAGAGUCCAUCAAGCACUGCAUUGUAUUGCUACAAAUCGCCAAGGACCAAAGUAACGAACAGCAACACGCAAACGGACUUAUAAGCACCAUAAACCCAGUCGACGGGAUCUACCAGCCUCCGCUAGACACGUCCGAAGGCAGCGACAACAUGCCAAUCCAGACAGCGCUGCCCUCAGAGGGUUCCCAGGUGUGCAGGUCUGACCAGCGGCCCUCCACACUACAAGUGGGUCCCGUUGUCACGGUGAUGGGAAGCUUACAAACGCCAACGCCCAACAGCACAGGCGACGGUCCGUCGGGCCCCAGCAGUGGCCUGGGCUCCCCGUCCCACAUGCCCUCCCACUCAGUGCCAGACUUCUCCUACUCCUCCAGCGAGGACGAGUUCUACGACGCCGACGAGUUCAACACCUCUCCCAAACACUGCCUCGCCAGUCUCUCUGGGCAGGCCGCGGCCUCUGCACUGGGCGGGGACGGGGCCAUGAAACGACCGCACACCAACGAGUCCCUCAACUCGUCCAUGUCCAACGGAACCACCGACGCAGACCAAUUUGACAAUGACGACCGUGACGAUGAGGGCGAGGGGGAGUCCGUUGAGGAGCACAAGAGCGUCAUCAUGCAUCUGCUGUCCCAGGUCCGGCUUGGUAUGGACCUCACCAAGGUUGUUCUCCCGACCUUCAUUCUAGAGCGGAGGUCUUUACUAGAAAUGUAUGCAGAUUUCUUUGCUCAUCCAGAUUUGUUUGUGAGCAUCGCCGAGCAGCCGGAGCCCCGGGAGCGCAUGGUGCAGGUCGUCAAGUGGUACCUGUCGGCCUUCCACGCGGGGAGGAAGGGCUCGGUGGCCAAGAAACCCUACAACCCCAUCCUGGGAGAGGUCUUCUACUGCCACUGGGACAUGCCAAACGAGGCCGCGGAGGAGCCCCCGCCACCCCCCGUCGCCCCCACGGAGCCGUUGUCGGACGGUCCCCUCCCCUGGGUUUCCCCCAACAAUGUGUCCUUCGUAGCAGAGCAGGUCUCUCAUCACCCGCCCAUUUCCGCGUUCUACGCAGAGUGUUCCGGUAAGAAGAUCCAAUUUAACGCACACAUCUGGACCAAGUCGAAGUUCCUCGGGAUGUCAAUAGGAGUCCACAACAUCGGCCAAGGGUGUGUAUCCUGCUUGGAGCACGACGAACACUACAUCCUCACCUUCCCUAAUGGCUACGGCAGGUCCAUCCUGACGGUGCCCUGGGUGGAGCUGGGCGGCGAGUGCAGCAUCGUCUGCUCCAAGUCGGGCUACAGCGCCAACAUCGUGUUCCACACCAAGCCCUUCUACGGCGGCAAGAAGCACCGCAUCACGGCGGACAUCUUUACGCCCAACGAUAAGAAGUCCUUCUGUGCCAUCGAAGGAGAGUGGAACGGCGUGAUGUACGCCAAGUGGGCAUCUGGGGAGAACGCUUUGUUCAUAGACACCAAGAAGAUGGACAUCAUCAAGAAGAAGGUCCGCAAGCUUGAAGACCAGUUGGACUACGAAUCUCGAAGAAUGUGGAGGGACGUGACCCUGAACCUGAAGCUCAAGGACAUCGACAUGGCGACGGAGGCCAAGCACUACCUGGAGGAGAAGCAGAGGGGCGAGGCCCGCGAGCGCAAGGAGAACGAGAGGCAGUGGGAGACACGGUUGUUCCACGAAGAUGGCGAGUGCUGGGUCUACGACGAACCGCUACUAAAGAGGAUAGCUCAACCACGGCCCUGAGACGACCUCUCUCCCAUCCACACACAUGCACACACACAAACAGCCAAACAACACACACACACACACACACACGUCACACAACACGGGAGUCUUCAUAAGAACUCAUUUGCACAUGACCUAUUUUCCAAGCCUUCGAAAUGACUUGAAUGAUUGAAUAUGUACACAGCUUUGCGUUUGAUGAUGAACCAAUGUUGAAUGAAGUCAGUCGGGGAGCAAAAUGAAAAAAAAAAAUAAGACUAAACCAUGCAGCACAGUGCAAGGGACACAGGACUUUCUGCACAUCCGUUCUUUGCAACAACUCUUGUCUAUAUGGACUUCACAAUCAAGCCUGUCCCCGAUCCCGGGCAAGGGGUGACGAUGAGUAGGAGGAGGAAGAGGAGCAGAAGGAGUGAUGGUGAUUGUGAUCGUGGUGGUGAGGAUGGGUGUGGUGGAGGAGGGUUGAUGCGUCUGUUGAUGGUGUUAAAGUGAAACGAACCUCAACAGAAACAAUACGGCAUACUACAUCUCAGGGAAACUGCUGAGGGAGGAGCGAGCGCCGCAGUCCCCUCCCAUCACCCACAGACCGGACGAGGGAAGGACCUCACGACGACGGAAGAGAGGACAUCUUGGCUUGCCUACACACAACUAGUGAGAACUGUUGUUUAUAUAUAGAUAUACAUAUGGUGGAUAUAUAAAUAUAUAUAUAUAUAGAUAUAUACUUUUUUUUAUUUGUUUGCGCUCUUUAUUUUUUUUUCCCAUUCUGGCAAUAGUUUAGAUAUUUGAGGGUAAGAACUUUUAAAGGCUUCACAUGUUAAGUAAUCAUUCCAUUUGCGCCAUUGGACAUCUCAAUGCCUCCUUUAACUGAGCUGACGCGCUUGUGGGCGGAAGCAAGACCGACAAGCGUGCUAGCAUCUACACACAUUUAGACUAUGAUAGUGGUAUUGGUUAUUUUUUUAUGACAUAAGUGGUAUGGCUUCACAAUGCCGAGAACGAAUCUGAGCACUCAUUGGCUCUCAGCGUGGAACUAGGCUGUUAAGUUAAAGGUUUAACUCCACCUUCCUCCGGAAAUGGAUCUUGGGAUUGGAUAUCCACUCGUCUGGAAUUACUUAUUUCUUUUGUGCAAGCAUUUAUGAACAAAUGAAUGUUGACCUGUUUUUUUCGGUGUCCGGAUAAUUGUAAGGCUUGGUGACGGGGUUGUGGGAAGCAAGGGUGCGCCAAGAGAUUCCUGUUCGUUCGGCACAUCUUCUCUCCUAGGCAUCUCCCUGACGGAAGUCAUAGUUGGCGACUGACAUGGUGGCAACGUGUUUUUAAGAGUUUGGGGAAGAGGCUACAUCGAACCAAUGGUUGAGUUCUGAUACUUUUUCAUAGAGGGCUACUCAAGUCUAAGUUGUGUGCUUGAAUUUAAACUUACGUCCAAUGUUUUUAAAUAUGGGAACCAUACUGGUCAAAAUAUAGAUUACUUUCCAACUAUGCUGGUUUCAUCCAUAUUCUCAUUCACAAAGGCAUAUUACACCGAACCUGCUGAAAUCAAGUGUUGAAUAAGAUUGUGUUUCUCGCCAUCGAUAUAUUAGCCAAUAUGGAAGAAGCCUUGUGGAAAAACAUUUUCACAUAAAAAUGCAUAUUUGUUUCAUUAUAAUUUUAAGAUUUUUUUCAUCUAGAAUAACAAAUUAAAAGUUGCAGUUUAAUAAAACUAAAAGCCAG